GUAUACUUUACCUCCAAGCGUAGCCUAGUGCAACCCUCUGCUGUAUCAACCUGCUGCAACUUCGUGUGUCCGUGACCCAUUGAUGCACUAAUGUUUUGCCAGUUGCAAAAUACGAUGAACGCCCGCUAAAAUUAAGUCGAGUCGUUGUUAGACUCUAGUUUCUUUUUUAAUUGUAGGCUUUUCUGCAACACGCUGUGCUGCGUCUCGCUGAAUGCUUGGUUGUGGUCUUGGCCUCCGGUCGCGGCUGCGAAUUAACUUCCAUCUCUCUGCACCGCCUGCACUGUCAUAAUGUUUCUUUUAUAAAGAUGACUGUGUGGGUGACACUAUAAACUAAAUGACUGUCAGAAAUAUCGCCUCCAUUUGUAAUAUGGGCACCAAUGCCUCUGCUCUGGAGAAAGACAUCGGCCCUGAGCAGUUCCCAGUCAACGAACACUACUUCGGAUUGGUCAAUUUUGGGAACACAUGCUACUGCAACUCUGUGCUGCAGGCCUUGUAUUCGUGCCGGCCGUUCCGGGAGAACGUCCUGGCGUACAAGGCCCAGCAGAAAAAAAGGGAGAACCUGCUCACCUGCCUGGCCGACCUUUUCCACAGCAUCGCCACCCAGAAGAAGAAGGUCGGGGUCAUACCCCCCAAGAAGUUCAUCUCACGCCUCCGCAAGGAGAACGACCUGUUUGAUAACUACAUGCAACAAGACGCACACGAGUUCCUCAACUACCUGCUGAACACGGUGGCUGACAUCCUGCAGGACGAGAAGAAGCAGGAGAAACAGAACGGACGCCUGAAAAACAACGGAACACCCGUCGCCACGGAGACCGAGCCUGAGAACAAGACGGAGCCGACAUGGGUGCACGACAUCUUCCAAGGAACGUUGACCAAUGAGACACGCUGCCUCAACUGUGAGACUGUUAGCAGCAAAGAUGAGGACUUUUUGGAUCUUUCUGUGGAUGUGGAGCAGAAUACGUCAAUAACCCACUGUCUCAGGGACUUCAGUAACACGGAGACCCUGUGCAGUGAAUACAAGUACUACUGUGAGACAUGCUGCAGCAAACAGGAAGCCCAGAAACGGAUGCGUGUGAAGCGGCUGCCCAUGAUCCUGGCGCUGCACCUGAAGAGGUUUAAGUACAUGGAGCAGCUGCACCGCUACACCAAGCUGUCCUACCGCGUCGUUUUCCCGCUGGAGCUGCGCCUCUUCAACACGUCCGGAGACGCCGUCAACCUGGACCGCAUGUACGACCUGGUGGCUGUUGUGGUGCACUGCGGCAGCGGCCCUAACCGAGGCCACUACAUCACCAUCGUGAAGAGCCACGGCUUUUGGCUGCUGUUUGACGACGACAUUGUGGAGAAAAUCGAUGCCCAGGCCAUCGAGGAGUUCUACGGCCUCACGUCUGACAUCUCCAAGAACUCUGAGUCGGGCUACAUCCUGUUUUACCAGUCCAGAGAGUGAACAGUACCAGCGAGGGUUCCUUUCAACGGUUGGACCUACUUACCCUCUUUUGUUCUACUCUCUUAAGACCUGUGCCAUAUCUCUGUCUCUGUCUUUCUCUCUCUCUCUGUCUCUGUUUCCGUCUCUCUCUCUCUCUUCCCUUCUCUCCUCAUCUCUUCCUUUCCUCGACAUCCGGGGGAGGGAUAAAUGUAAGUUCAGUGACCUGCAUCUGGACUGCACUUUAGAACAGGAAGGAAGAACAUAAAAGGAACUGUGAAGAACUGGGACAUCAAAAUAAUAAAAUUCACAUUACAUUGAAUAUGCAUCAUUGUAAUGAAGAAGGCUAGAUGAUGUCAUUAAUUAGCAAUAUGUCAGACGCGCACAUUCUCUCCCUGCCUCAUCCGCUCUCCUCCUCCUCCUCCUCCUCCUCCUCCUCCUCCUCCUCCUCCUCCUCCUCCUCCUACUCCUCCUCCUCCUCCUCCUCCUCCUCCUACUCCUCCUCCUCCUCCCACACAGGAAGUGCCCUCACCUGAGGAGUAGGAGGGAGGGGGGAGGUGAUGCUGCCAUUUAAACGCAAGGACAGUUGUGUAGAAAAUCUCUGUUCCGGUUGAUCACGUGUAGCAGGAGGGCUGUACAGUCGGUCGGUCUGCAGAGAUCCAGGUGUUUCCUGGACUCCCGACAGGGCUUUGGCACUGCGGUUGUCCAUAGCAACACUGUCGGAAGCUGUUCCGUAACUCUGGUUAGCCGCACUGCUGAGCCUUUCACUCAAGGGCAGCAACGUGUGUGUGUGUGUGUGUGUG
Messenger RNA from Gadus chalcogrammus (walleye pollock), 2223 nucleotides. RefSeq names its product ubiquitin specific peptidase 46 (gene usp46). The record is from RefSeq and is a predicted model, not a curated record. Gene Ontology annotation, cellular component: nucleus; cytosol. Bases 335 to 1444 code for a protein of 369 amino acids. NCBI's taxonomy places the organism in Eukaryota, Metazoa, Chordata, Actinopteri, Gadiformes, Gadidae. Gene Ontology annotation, biological process: protein deubiquitination. Gene Ontology annotation, molecular function: cysteine-type endopeptidase activity; cysteine-type deubiquitinase activity. The transcript is spliced from 9 exons.